Molecule: messenger RNA, 8854 nt
Organism: Myiozetetes cayanensis
Lineage: Eukaryota; Metazoa; Chordata; Aves; Passeriformes; Tyrannidae
Gene: NPR3
Product: natriuretic peptide receptor 3
Exons: 8
Coding region: 1-1563 (520 amino acids)
Biological process (GO): regulation of blood pressure; vasodilation
Cellular component (GO): membrane
Molecular function (GO): peptide hormone binding; natriuretic peptide receptor activity
Source: RefSeq, a predicted model, not a curated record
AUGCCGCCUUGGCUGCUCGGCAGCCUCUGCUGCGUGCUGGCGGCGCGGGCGGCGCUGGGCGGCGGCUCCGCGGGCGCGGAGGAGGAGGAGGAGGAGAAGCUGAUCCGGGUGCUGGUGCUGCUGCCGCAGGACGACGCCUACCUCUUCUCGCUGGGGCGGGUGCGCCCGGCCAUCGAGUACGCGGUGCGGAGCCUGCGGGAGAGCGGCGCGGGUCUGCCGCCCGGCUACACCUUCCAGCUCACCUACGAGGACUCGGCGUGCGGCAACCGCGCCCUGUUCAGCCUGGUGGACAUGGUGGCCCUGCAGCGCCGCCGGCCCGACCUGCUGCUGGGGCCGGUGUGCGAGUACGCGGCGGCGCCGGUGGCGCGGCUGGCGGCGCACUGGGACGUGCCGAUGCUGUCGGCGGGCGCGCUGGCCGCGGGAUUCGGCGCCAAGGGCGGCGAGUACUCGCACCUCACCCGCGUGGCCCCCGCCUACGCCAAGAUGGGCGAGAUGCUGCUGGCCCUAUUCCGCCACCACCAGUGGAACCGGGCCACGCUGCUCUACAGCGACAGCAACCCCGAGCGCAACUGCUACUUCGCCAUGGAGGGCGUCCAUGUGGUCUUCCAGGAGGAAGCCUUCCACAUGGCCGUGCACAGCUUCGACGAGACCAGCCGCCACCUCGACCUCGACGACGUCGUCCGCGCUCUCCAGACCGGCGAGAGGGUUGUAAUCAUGUGUGCCAGCGGUGACACCAUCAGGAACAUCAUGUUGGCUGCUCAUCGGCAAGGAAUGACCAAUGGGGACUACGCUUUCUUCAACAUUGAACUCUUCAACAGCUCAUCAUACGGAAACGGCUCUUGGAGAAGAGGAGACAAACAUGACCUUGAAGCCAAGAAAGCAUACUCGUACCUCCAGACCGUCACUCUGCUGAGGACUGUGAAGCCUGAGUUUGAGAAGUUUUCCCUGGAGGUGAAAAGUUCUGUUCAGAAGCAAGGUCUUCAUGAGGAUGACUAUGUGAACAUGUUUGUGGAAGGAUUCCAUGAUGCUGUUCUUCUUUAUGCUCUAGCUUUACAGGAAGUCCUGAAGUUUGGUUUCACUAAGAAAGAUGGGGAAAAAAUUGUUCAGCAAACACGGAACAGAACAUAUGAAGGCAUUGCAGGGCAGGUGUCCAUUGAUGCCAAUGGAGACAGAUACGGGGAUUUCUCUGUGAUUGGAAUGACAGACCCAGAGGCAGGCACACAGGAGGUGAUUGGGGACUACUAUGGAAAACAGGGGCGUUUUGAGAUUCGAUCAAAUGUGAAAUACCCUUGGAAUCAUGGCAGGCUGCGGCUAGAUGAAAGCCGAGUUUCAGAGCACACAAACAAUACACCGUGUAAAUCAUCAGGUGGUCUAGGAGAAUCAGCAGUUACAGGAAUAGUUGUGGGCGCCUUGCUUGGAGCAGGAUUGCUAAUGGCUUUUUACUUUUUCAGAAAGAAAUACAGAAUAACUAUUGAGAGACGAACUCGAAGGGAGGACUGUAACAUGGGGAAACAUCGGCAGUUACGUGAAGACUCCAUUAGAUCUCAUUUUUCUGCUGCAUAAAGAAGAGGAAAAAGAAUCCCAUUCUUCCUAGGGGAAAAAAAAAAAAAAAAAGAAUUAGAGAAAAGGACACAACCAAAGACAUCAGUGUGAAAAGAAGAGGCUCUUGAAGAACAUACUCUUUUAAGCAGUAAUUUUGUCUUAAUUUCUUUCAGAAGCUCAGGAAUGAUUUACUAAUCACAUUGUGCCGCAGGGCCUUUCAUCUCAUGAAAAAAGAAAAUUAUGCGGUUUGAUGUUAUAGGGUGUACUUGAUAUGUAAAGACAGAAUUUCUUAAGGCAUGUAUCGAGGGCAGCAGAUAUGGGUUUAGUUGAUGGGGAAUGCCUCAUUGUGUUCCUUUCUUUCUUUUUUUUAGCUUCUACCACCUCCUUCCAUAAUGGCAUCUCACCCGUGGGUAUCAAAUAUGGUUUCACAGGUGCAGGUGCUGGUUUGCUGUCAAAAGGAAAAAAAAGAGAUUUAUUUGGGGUAUGAUCCUGCAUCACUGAAUCACUGCCAUUGGUUAUAGGGGAUAUGGAUUUGGUGUACGGAGUUUAGUUCUGCAAGGGAACUGGCACUUGGGUGUAAUUAACUCUACUGAGAAAGUCAGGCAGGUGGAAACACACACAAGCAAUUCUUCCCUUGUUUGUGUGGUACUACAAUCAGAAGCACUGUUUCUCCCUCUUAAAUGCUGGGAAUUUUGAAAAUCUCUGGUGAAGGAUGAGGAGUUUCACUGGUGUUAAAGAGGGAGAGAAGACAAUCAGGGCUUGGAGAGGACUAUUUAAUUCCUCAUUCUUAUAUGUGUUUUACCAUGCUCUUUUCUCUCCACUGCCAUGACUUUUCAGAGUGGCAAAUAUAGGCCAUGUCGAGCCUGCUCCUGUUCCCAGUGAAGUCAGUGGCAAAAUCCCAUUAACUUCAGUGAGCACAGGACUGCGUCCAAAACUGUAAAUAUGAAAGUGUUUGUAUAGCUGACGCAACUCAAAAGGGGAUCUUUUUUUGUGUAAAAAUGACAUUCCAUGCUACCAUUUUAUUUUUAGGAUAUUUUUUAUCUUGAAUUUUUCUAUUAAAGUAUCUAUUUUUGCUUUGGUAGGAUUAAAAAUAAAGGAAGAGGAUGUUUUGAAGACAUAUAUUUUAUGAUAGGAGUAGUAUGCAGGGAAAGUCAACAGCUGUAAAUACAUUUUAGAACUAGCAUUUAGGGGAUGAGAAGUGACUUUGUUGAUAGUAACAGACUUUCUUCUCCAGGCAUGUGCAACAUUCAAGUAGUUAUUUAAACAAUACAAAAGCAGUUAUUGAGUUGUCUGCGUGAUGAUGGGGCUGAUGCUGAAAAUUAUGAAUUGUUUCACCUGUUAAACAGUCCUACAGAAGUUGGUGAGAUUUAGCUGUCCAUGUGUGUACAAUUGAACAUUCAAGGAACCACCUUCAGGAAUCGGGUGGUAAAACACUGUUCUAGUGCUGACUUUAAUCCUGCUGCCAUCAGUAUCCCUGGGACAUCUGCCAUUGAUUUUACCAGGAGCAAAACUGAAUCUCUGAUGAAUUAGCUACUGACAGGCUAUUUUAUACUAGACAGAGGAAAGUUUUGCACUUUCUAGUCAACAAAUAGAAAUGAACAGUACUUACUGGAAAUGUGGUGAAGAAGAACCAUAAAACAUUGUCUGUGGGAAAAUUAAGCUGUGACUAUGGUUCUAGUGCAUUAAAUAUUUUGGUAUUUCAUAUAUCCAAUAUCCUAUUCUGAUUUUGUAAGAAAAACUUUCUCUUCUCAGCUGUUGUAGUCAGAUUUGAAAAUUACUCUCAAAACUGGCUCUGAAGCCUGACUUCUACAAAACUUCUAGUCCCUGAGAAGCCAGGGUACCAAAUCUUAGAAACCACUUUGAAGUUGCUGGAAGUGAACGAAGAGUAAAAACUGGCUAUGCCUCCUUUCUGAUGCCUUUUAUUUGUAGAUGGACUUUUUUUCGCCCCCUUGUAUUUCACUCCUUUCUUAGCAUAUGGAGAGAUUCAUACUAUCCAAUUUUCCAGACAGAGAUAGUGUAGAGUUUCCUGACUGUUAGGGCAGCUCCAGGACAGGAAGUAGAUUUCCAUCAUCCCACUGCCAGCUCUGGGCAUCUGCGACUUCUGCAAAGGUGCCUUGGGCAGGUCUCUGCUGUAGCCUCCUUAUCUCAUGGGCACCAGAGAAGGAUUUAGGCUAGAGCAGCAUUCAUACUGCUGUGGAGAUGGGGAGAAAAAAAGACUUUGCGAUUAGUUUAUGGAUUUUUUUUCCAAGCAGCUGAGUUUGUCUAGCCCUUGGGCAUGCUUAAGGUUUGGGGUUUUUUUAAAUACUUUCCAAGGCAGUUUUGAUCAACUUCUGGUUUUGCAAAGGUGUGUUUCAGUAUUUUACUUUUUUAACUCGUUUUACUACUUUGCCACAGGAAGAAAAGGGAAGGAAAGUUCUUACAUAUGUAGAGAAAAGAGGGUGUGAUUUGAAGCAUAAACUUUUUUUGAAAAAUUUUUUUUUAUGACUUUGCAAUGUGAACUAGUACUCAAACAGUCACUUAAGACAGUUGUGUAGAUUGUAUUUUUCCUGUACCAUGCACAGUUGGGUCAGAUCAGAACAUCAGGAGAUCUGAUCAGAAUAUCAGGAGACAGGAGAUCUGGCUGGUACAAGAAGUUGUUAAGACUGUUUAUUUAUUGUGUCAUUUUAUGAUAACUAUAAAAAAGUAAUAUCACUUUUUAUUGAAAAAAUAAUACUGAUUUUUUAUAGGGUUUUAAAUCAUGAUCUCAAGAAGUGUUUCUAUGAGUGUUUCUAUGAGAUGUCUGUUGCUAGGAUGCUGACAGAGGCUUAGCCAAAGCUGUACAUCUCAACACUUCCCAAGAAAGGUGAACCUUUCUUGCACAUUAGAAUAUUUCAAAUCAAUGGGAUUUAAUCCUUCUAAAUUGAUCCACACAAAUGUGUGUGCUUUUUCCAUGGAAGUGUGGAGAUUAUUUAAGAUAUUUCACGUAGGUAGAUUCCUGUAUAGUAUAAAUAGACUUGCUCGUCUUAGCUGCCUUUCACAGGCCUCUUGCUAAUAGUUCCCAGAUCUUCUCUGGACCAUAGAUCAAAAACUGCCUUGGGUUUAGAUUAUUCAGCAGAGAGGUUCUUUACCGGCUAAUGCACUGUGCCUUUCUGGUUCAUCUGCAUUAGCUCAAUGCCACAAUGUUUAAGCUUCAAACUCUGCAAGGGAAUGUUUAAUCAAAAUAAUAAUAAUUGAUUCUCAAAAGAGGUUUCAAGAUCUACAUUUUUGGCCUCAGCAAAUUGCCCGUAUUACAAACAUACAUCUGUAUUACAGAGCAGCACAAUGAGACUCUUCACUCAGCUCAGCACUUCAGAACAUACUUAAAAUAUGUUCAACUUCAGCUUCUAAGUGCUUUGCUCACUUGGGACCAAAGGGUAUAGUCCUGGCCAUGGCUGAACCAAAGGGAAAUUUGCCAUGUGCUUGAAUUGGAGAGAGGUUGGCCCUAUAGGCCAUAUGUUUCCUACUAAAUCUAACAGGUGUGCCUGUUAAAUUGAAAUUGAACUAGCAUCUUCAUACUUUUAUUUGUCAAAGUUUAACAAAUUCUGCUAUUUUUUUUUUAAAUCACCGAAUAGUGAUCAGCUUAAUGGCUGAUUCAUCUCAGAAUCCUCUUCCCAAGGAUUCUGGCAUUUACCUGACUUUCACCCUCUUAACUUCAACACAUAGGCUUCCACUGCAAGUGACAAAGGUGAAGCAAAAGUUUAAAAAGUAUCUGUGAUUUAUUAUCCUGAAACCCACAACUUCAGAGUCAGAUGCCUAGAUCCUUUGUCCUUGGCCACUGGUAGUUCUGGAAGUUUUUUUUAUGGGCAGUUUGUGUAUCCUAAAUUGUCGAUGACUACCAUCAUCACCAGUUAAUUACCAGCUCCUGCUGCGAUGUACUUCAUUGAAGGGCACACCCAGCUAAGCUCUGAAAACAUUCAGUCAUUGCAAAAACUGGUGAGUGGUCUGCACCUUGCAAGAUUGUGGCCAGAAUUCACUUUUAAUGAAGGGUUAUAUUAAUUCAUGUCUGAAAAUAAAUUGUAUUGAUCUAUUUUCAAUUUGGCUUUAAGAAAUGCUUUAUUGCAUUAUUGAAAGCUUUUUUUUGAGGGUUUUUUAGUGGUGAAUUAUUAAGGUGUAGCUAAUGCUUUGAAAACAUUUGUGCUGGACAAAUUAGGAGUCUUCUCCCUUACAGCAUAUUUUGCUGGGAGGUUGAUCUCUGAUUCAUGUUUUGGCUUGGAGGUGCAAUCACACUGUCAUGAAGCUGACAAAAACCCUCUCACUGAUUCAGUGGAAGUAAGCUCAGGCCCUCAGUGGAGUGUCUUCAGGCUUGAAGCAGUUCAGAGUGAGUUUCUCAGCUUUGCAGUAGAACAGGCUGCAUCAGCCUUAGUUGACCUUGGCUCCAGUGCUGCUUUCACCUCAUGAAUGCCAUAAUGCUCCUGAAAAGCCAAGAAUAGACAUCAAAGACAGGAAGCUAAUAGUCCUGGCCAUAAAUUUCUCUGGCAAUUUAGUCCACCUUUCCCAGAGCUCAGGACAGUUCCACAUCCUUCACUGCCCUCCUCUGUGCCUCAGAUUAGCAUGUACCAGUUCUAGUUCUUUCAAUAAAGCAGUUGAGCCUAUUUUUCCUCAUUUUUGCCCAGAGUAGAGUAAACAGUCUUUAAUCCCCCAUUUUUUCAUGGUUUUUUGUCUAGAUUCAGAAGUACUUUGACAAGAGAUAGCCAUUUUCCAUAAUCUAAUCCACAAUGCUCCUUCUUCACAGACAGUGUUGGCUUUUAUGUAAUUUGAGGCAUGGUUCAUUGACUCUGUGCUGCUCAGCUGCCAGCACACUUGAUGUUGGCCCAUGGCCACACCAGCCACUGUGUGAGAUCUAGACCCAAAAUUGUCUGUUGGGUUUUUUUUAUCCUAAUUGUUGCUGCUAUAAAAUGAUGUCAAAUCUACCACCAUCUUCCCCAAAGCAGGGCAUAUGGGAAGAGAAAUACAAGUUUCUAAUGGUACAUUACCUUUUCUCUUGGUUAGCAGCAUGGCCUACUAACUCACCUCACAACAGUGAGCGAUAAAGAGACAAAUUUCAGCAAAGUGCAUGUUUUGGAGGAGUCAGUUUUAGUCCUUUUUAGAAACAAAGGAAUACAGGAGUUACUUUUUGGAAUAUAUUUUUAAGGACAUACUGGAAAAAGUUUUGCCUUCAGAUACGUUUUUUGUGUCACUUCUCCUCCCCCUCCUUUCCUUCUCGCUGUUGAAAGCACAAAAAGAUUUGUGUGUGUGUGUGAAGCCUUUCAAGUGGGAGAAUGGAAGAGUUUGCACUGUGCAUAUCCCUGCUUAGAGACAGAAAUGAAUUCAAAUGGCUUGAGGCCUGAAUUUUUUUCUCUUCUCAGAUACCUUCUAACAUCUGAGGUCUGAGACUGAUGAAAAAUGAUUGUUGAAAUUAAAAAAAACAGCUGGUUUUGGGACACCUCAGACCUGGCUGUCUGCAGGGGUCAGCAAGCUGUGUGGCAGACAUUAGUAGUGUCUGUUCUCUUCUAGAGAAUAACAGAAAGCCUGAGCACUGGGGUUUGCCCCAGUGAAGUCUCGAGUCUGUCAUAAAUGCAGCUCUCCCUUUAUCUCACCCGUAGAGGAAGAAAGGAUAAAGGUUAAUAUUGGUGUUUUUGUGGUGUUACUGCUGGUUUCAAUUGAGAAGAUAAUGCUGCCAUGGUUUUGAGGCUUUCUUGGGCUAGUGUUUAAUUGUGUCCAGUGUAUCAUUACAUAGACUGUUUUAUUAUGCUAUUACUUCUUCCAGAAUUUACCUUCUAGGAGGUCCUAACUGACAUGCACCAGAUUUACAGAAUACAAACCUAGCUUUCAAAAGGAGAGGCUUAAGAGUUCCUUCAAAAUCUCUCACUAACCACUAAGUUAAUAUUCAGCGUCAAAGGCAAAAUAUUCUAAAUAACCUGACACUGUUAAAGUUUGUAUGUUAAGCUAUAAAACUUCAGAAAUAUUAGAUGGAUUCGUUAGAUGUUGAAUCUUUGAAAGGUUAAAAUCCACUGUGUGAACUGUUGCUUGGUGUUUCUGUCAUGUGAAUGUUUCUAGAGGACACUUGAGCAAGCAAAGAAAAUGUACCAAAAUGAGUAUUUAAGAAAAUAAUCUCAUUUAGUGGUUUCUUUUGUAAUCUCAGAUGGUAUGCACAGGGAACACCCAAUUCUUCCCCCGUCCCCCAACUAUGAACAAAGGUUUUGCUAAUUAAUUGUUCACUUGCAGCAGACAUAAUGAGCACAGGUGUGUUGGUUCAUAAUUGGGAGUGAUCUGGACUUCUUUUUCUCUGAGAGCAGUGUAUGAAGUGUGACAAAGGAAUGAGCCACCAGUGGUGAUUUAUCUGGGUUCUGUGGGAGAUGGUAAACGUUUCCUCACAUAUUUAGUAGCUCCCUGAUGUAACAUUGUGAUCACUUCUACAGUAUGUGAUCCAUGGGAUUAAAAGACCUGUUGAAAAUACAGAUCUUUGGGUUAGGGUUAGAAGGGACCUUAAAUAUCAUGUAGUUCCAACCCCUCUGCCAAAGUAUCUGCAGCUGAGAGAAGAGGGAAAAUGCUCAGGGACUGAUUGUAUUCCUGUGAUGAUGCUAUUGACUGUAUGGAGUUCAUUCAAAGAUCGAGUUCCUUCUGCACUUAUUGUUCAAUAUCUAGUCUUUUAGAGACGCAGCAGAGAGCUUUUAAAUCUCACACAAGCCCCUGCCUAAAAUUCAGACUGGGUUUAAGUGGUUCAUAGGGCCUGCUCAGGGUAUGCCGUGCCCUUAGGUCGGGUGUUUACCCAGGAACAAUGUUGUCUUUACUGUGCAGGUCUGAAAGUGCUGAGAAAACUUGGGUGGAGUGGCAGGAUGAAGGCAGAGGGUAGAAUUUGCGGUGUUUCUUGUGCAUAGCUAUCAAAAACUAAGAGGACUCAGGAUAGACGUUGUGGACAUUAACUUUGUCCCCUUUUUUUCGGUGAUACUGUUAUUAAUGUAAAAAUACUGGACAACAGAGAAGCCUAGUACCAGUCUAAUAGAAAACAAAUGGAAAGCUGCACAGUAUAUUGUACUGAUGUAAGUAGAACUAUCUGCAUAUAAUGUGAUUUUAUUUAUUGUUGUUUUUGUGUAGAGGAGAGUGCAUAUUCAUGUCUGUGGAUAUAACCUUUUUUUAUUUGUGUAAUGUAUUUUAUUUCUUUUAAGACUUGGUCAUUUAAAAUAUCUACAUUCAUUGGUGUCCUUUGACUUUUUGUUCUGUGCAUUUUCUUUCACACAUUUUAAAGAUGCAAAAAUAUCACAUAACCUAAAUUGUAACAAAAUAUUUCCAUUAAAGACAUAGGAAUAUGUUAUCA